AUAGGCCCCUAUCGCGUAAAAUGAUCAGUUGUUGAUCAGCCCUGUAAUGUAACUAGUCCAAAAUGCUAAUCAAUUAAAGACGCCAAAUGUCCUGGUUGAAAUAAUAAUGACAGCUGAGCCAAGCAUAAUCAUCGAUAAAGGGCAGGAGUCAGAAUUAGAGUGCAGCGGAUACAAGCCGAAUAUAAUAAAGAAGGUGCUCGUCUGCCUUUUGGCUGUGCUAUCAUGUGGAUUCCUUCUGCUGGUCUUUUAUUGGAAAAGCGAUUGGCGGCUAAAGUGCACAUACUCACAAUGCCAGUUAAAUGAGGCUGAAGCUGUUUUGUUAAAGGAUAUAUACCAACGAAAGCAUGUGGCCUACAUUCAAACAGUGACCAAUAAUGUCAAUUCCGAAGAGCUAUAUGAAAUAACGAAAAGAAAAAUGACGAACAAUCUGAAGUUUUUUACAUUCCAAGAACUGAAGUACAUUUGGCACCCAGAUGAGAACAUAUUUUUACGCCUACGUGCACUGGACCAUGAAACAACGUGUUCCAAGAUUUACGGUUAUAGUGCACACGGCGGACUAUCUCCUUCAGCAAUACGCACAAGGGAGAUGCUGUAUGAAAAAAACAUUAUACAUGUUCCGAUACGACCAUAUCUUGUGUUGCUUGUACAAGAGAUUUUGAAUCCCUUCUAUGUAUUCCAACUAUUCAGCGUGACGGUGUGGAUCAUCGACGAAUACUAUUAUUACAGUUUCUGCAUCAUAGUUAUGUCAGUUGUUUCCAUAGCGAUAUCUUUAUACACAACACGAAAGGUAUAUGUUUGUUAUAUGUCAGAAAUAAUGAUUUGUUGGAACACAAUGGUUAAUCUCUUUACGUCAAUUUUGUACAGUUUAUGACCCGAAAGAAUUGCAUAUAAUUGCCAAAAUAGAAAUAAAUAUACAAUUCUAUUUUUCGAUGAUUAAGGAAUUCAAGACAUUUUAGAAAACGAACUAGUUCCAGGUGACGUCCUAAUUAUUCCUCCGCACGGCUGUCAAAUGACAUGUGACGCUGCCCUCAUACAAGGAAACUGCAUCGUUGACGAAAGCAUGCUAACAGGAGAGAGUAUUCCGGUUACCAAAAUUCCUUUACCAAAUGCAUCAGUUGAUAAUGAAGAGUCUGCUUUUCUGUCGAUAACCGAACACUCCAGACGCAUACUGUUUUGUGGGACCAAGGUAAUGCAGACGAGGUACUAUGGAGGCGAACACGUCAAAGCUGUUGUUAUUCAGACAGGUUUCUCAACAGCUAAGGGGAUGUUAAUACGCUCCAUACUGUACCCAAAACCGGCAGAAUUCAAAUUGUAUCGAGACGCUAUCAGGUUUAUCCUAACACUCGCAUCAGUCGCAUUCAUAGGUUUUCUGUACACAAUAUAUCAGCUGGUGAUUGCCGGGUUUCCUUUAGAACGCAUCAUCAUUCGAGCACUAGAUAUCAUCACGAUCGCCGUUCCUCCAGCACUUCCUGCUGCUUUGACCAUAGGAAUGGUGUACGCUCAGUAUAGGCUAAAAGAGAAACAGAUCUAUUGCAUAAGUCCCCAGAGGAUAAACUUUGGCGGAAUUCUUGAUAUCAUCUGUUUCGAUAAAACAGGCACACUGACAGAAGAUGGAUUAGACCUGAUGGGAGUACAGUUGGCAAUUAACUCUACGUUUGAUAAGCUACUGACAAACAUGGAGAGGUGUCCCAUUGGUCUGUUUAAAUAUUGCAUGGCAACUUGUCACUCUUUGACAACAGUCGAUUCAGAACUUGUCGGUGACCCGAUUGAUCUAAAAAUGUUUGAAGCUACCGGCUGGAUAUUAGAAGAAGCAACGGCAAUCGAAAGUGCUAAUCUAGACCAGAUUGUUCCAACCGUCGUAAAGUCGGUUAACGUCCUUGAAAAUUGUGAUCAUGAACUUGGAAUCUUACGUCAAUUUCCUUUUUCUUCGCGUCUUCAACGAAUGAGUGUUAUCACAAAGACACUGAAUAGCGACAGAAUGAUGGCCUUCGUUAAGGGGUCACCGGAAAUGAUAACAUCUUUGUGUAAAGAGGACACAAUACCACGUGAUUUCCUGGACAUUUUAUCCGAGUACACUAAGCAAGGGUUUCGUGUUCUGGCUUUGGCCUAUAAACCACUGGAUUCAAAUUUAAAGUGGCACAAAGCAAUGAAGGUAAAGCGAGACUUUGUGGAAAGUGACCUGUCGUUCCUAGGCCUACUGGUGAUGCAGAAUAAACUAAAACCACAGACGGAACCAGUGAUCGCAGAACUUCACAGAGCAAACAUUGACGCUGUAAUGAUUACAGGUAACUGACAUUUAGAAUUAUACAUCAAAU
Anneissia japonica is the source of this 2315-nucleotide messenger RNA. RefSeq names its product probable cation-transporting ATPase 13A3. Gene Ontology annotation, biological process: intracellular calcium ion homeostasis; polyamine transmembrane transport. The transcript has 16 exons. The record is from RefSeq and is a predicted model, not a curated record. Gene Ontology annotation, cellular component: late endosome membrane. Lineage: Eukaryota; Metazoa; Echinodermata; Crinoidea; Comatulida; Comatulidae. Gene Ontology annotation, molecular function: P-type transmembrane transporter activity; ATP hydrolysis activity; polyamine transmembrane transporter activity.